Leishmania braziliensis MHOM/BR/75/M2904 is the source of this 1272-nucleotide messenger RNA. RefSeq lists its product as hypothetical. The transcript has a single exon. Gene Ontology annotation, biological process: tRNA modification. The coding region runs from base 1 to 1272 and encodes 423 amino acids. The record is from RefSeq and is a predicted model, not a curated record. Gene Ontology annotation, molecular function: RNA binding. NCBI's taxonomy places the organism in Eukaryota, Euglenozoa, Kinetoplastea, Trypanosomatida, Trypanosomatidae.
AUGAAGCGCAGCUACCGAGACAACAAGCCCCGCUUUCACAAGCAUCGGCAAGGCAAGAUGCUCCUGCCGCACAACCACCUUGCUGGGUUGUUCUUUACAGUGAACCCUCGCCAGGAACCGCGCGCGCAGCGGGAGGCGCAGCUGUACCUGUCCACACUCACCUCCGACCUGGAGGCCGCGCAUAAGGCGUUCAUCAAAUGCAGCCACGUCACCCCUGGCACCACAGACCCCGCCGCCGGCCGCUGCAGCAGCGACCAGGUCAAUGCCACCCCUUCCCCGCCGUCCGCCUCGCUGUCGAGCCUCCUCGCAGCAGAGCUAGCCGCCUGCAGCACGCAGGACGCGCACAGGAACAGGUUUAACGCAGCGAAGCGGUCGCGCACGGAGGACGAUGAGGCCGACGACUCGCCAGGUGACGACGAUGCUGACAGCAAGCCAGGCCGCAGCGACAGCCGCCGUGACGCGCCGCAGCGGGGCAGCGAAUGGUUUGCGCCGCUAGAGACUGGCUGCAAAGGGUACCUCUUCCUCAACGUGCCAACUGUGAAUGCCACGGUGACUUGCCCAACGUGCCACGCCGCGCCUGACCUCGCCACAAAGGCGGAAGGCGCCACUGCAGCAGCCAGGGAAAGCGACCCAGUGCCGUCGACAACGGAGGCGGACGCGUUGACGCCACACACGAUUGUUGUGAACCCCCUUGUCUCCCGGAUCACGGAACGCAUUUUCGACGACCUCGCCGCCAAUCCCCGGCCGAUCUUCCGCAACUGCUUUCGAUUGAUGCCGGUCGAGCUGACUUGCUGCCCCACACUCCCAGAGAUGCAAACGGCGCUGCGCAAGCUGCUAGCCCUCCACUUCGCAGCGGAGACAGUCGACAGCACCGUUGCGGCAGGUGAACGGGUGGACUUCGCGCUGCACAUUCCGCUGCCCUCCUGGGGCGCCGACCGGCCGCGCCGCACGAUGCACACCAUCGCGCUACAGCUGACUGUCAAGAACAACACGAGCGUCGAGAAGAAGAAGGGCGCCAUUGUGUCCGCGCUUACGGCCGCGAUUCCAGCCAACCGCUUCGUUGUAAUCGCGCAGCCGUCGCAGAAGACGAGGUACACGGUGGAAGCGACCGUCUGCAUUUUCGUGGCGCACGCAACGUGCGCCAUGGGUGUGCAGCGCCGCGCAACCGAGCGGCACGGCUUCAACCUGCACGCCGCUGGCGCGGACGCGUUUGUCUUAACCAGCGCCGUUCAAGUCGCCAAAGAUAAGCAGCGCACCGCCCAGCGCGACUAA